CAGACGGCUGGGCGCAGAAGCUUGUUUGGGAUGCAGCGGUUAGUGUGUGCUAGAGUCCUGCUGCAGAUCAGUGGUGCGUCCUGCAGCCGUCCCGCACAGAUGCUGGCUCCCGCGGCCCGCGGCUGCUGGACACGCCUGCGCCCCGGCCCGCGGUGGCUCUGCUCUCCGGCCUCUCAGAGGAACAGCAGCAGAGAUCGUCCAGGGCAGGAGGAUCCAGACCCUCUGCAGGACAAAUCCAGCGGCCUCAUUCAGAGAUUCAAGAAAACCUUCAAGCAGUACGGCAAAGUCAUGAUCCCUGUGCACCUGCUGACCUCUACAGUGUGGUUUGGCACUUUUUACUACGCUGCAAUGAAAGGAGUCAAUCUGGUGCCAUUUCUUGAGUAUGUUGGGUUUCCUGACAAGGUGGUGAAACUCCUGGAGAAUUCUCAGAGCGGCUACGCACUGACCGCUUACGCCAUGUACAAGGUGGGCUAACAUUUUUUGUGAAUUAAAGGUGCAAUAU
Sinocyclocheilus grahami is the source of this 502-nucleotide messenger RNA. RefSeq lists its product as uncharacterized. Bases 31 to 474 code for a protein of 147 amino acids. The transcript has 2 exons. Lineage: Eukaryota; Metazoa; Chordata; Actinopteri; Cypriniformes; Cyprinidae. The record is from RefSeq and is a predicted model, not a curated record. Gene Ontology annotation, cellular component: mitochondrion.